AUCUGUCAUCUGUCACGAUACCCUACCAAGUACUGAUUAUAAACAAAAACAGUAUUUUCCAAAUCGAUUUCAUACUCAUAAUUUUAUCAAUAAAGGUAUUAUUGUUAUUGCAAUGUUAUCUUCUCUUAUAAAGGAACAUCAAGCAAAGCAGGCGUCGAAAAGAGUAAUACAAGAGCAAAAACGUAAGGAAUGCAUAACUGCAGCCAAUGAUUUAACACAGGCUCUUGUUGAUCACCUCAAUGUUGGAGUGGCCCAAGCCUAUUUAAACCAAAAGAAAUUAGAUGCUGAAGCGAAACUACUUCACCAAGGGGCUAUAAAUUUUGCAAAACAAACCCAGCAGUGGCUGGCUCUAGUCGAGAACUUUAGUAGUUCUCUAAAAGAGAUUGGUGAUGUUGAAAACUGGGCUCGGAGUAUAGAGAAAGAUAUGAAAAUAAUUACAGAUACAUUAGAAAGAGCAUAUGAAACGGCUCAAGAAAAACCUACUACCAGCCAUUAAAAAAUAAUAAAACGUAUUUAUUUACAAUA
Messenger RNA from Danaus plexippus (monarch butterfly), 525 nucleotides. It is a transcript of the gene Blos1, whose product is annotated as biogenesis of lysosome-related organelles complex 1 subunit 1. Gene Ontology annotation, cellular component: BLOC-1 complex. The coding region runs from base 113 to 496 and encodes 127 amino acids. Gene Ontology annotation, biological process: endosomal transport. The record is from RefSeq and is a predicted model, not a curated record. The transcript is spliced from 3 exons. NCBI's taxonomy places the organism in Eukaryota, Metazoa, Arthropoda, Insecta, Lepidoptera, Nymphalidae.